Astyanax mexicanus (Mexican tetra) is the source of this 1714-nucleotide messenger RNA. It is a transcript of the gene parlb, whose product is annotated as presenilins-associated rhomboid-like protein, mitochondrial. The transcript is spliced from 9 exons. The coding region runs from base 80 to 1264 and encodes 394 amino acids. Lineage: Eukaryota; Metazoa; Chordata; Actinopteri; Characiformes; Acestrorhamphidae. Gene Ontology annotation, cellular component: membrane. The record is from RefSeq and is a predicted model, not a curated record. Gene Ontology annotation, molecular function: serine-type endopeptidase activity.
AGAGUCUCAAACCCACUUCAUAAUAAGAGUCUCAGUUUUAUUAUGCAAGUGAUUCGCCUGCAGUGUGCAUACUUUUAUUAUGAAGGUUAUCCCCAUUAGUUCACAGACUUUUAUUAUGAAAGUUAUCUCCUUGCAGUGUGAAAUUGGCAGUGUGAAGGGGCAGAUUAUGGCGUGGAUGAGCAGAGCGGGCAGUUGGGCAGUGUGGAGCGGGGCAACAGGGGCAGUUCUCCAUCAACCCGGAGCACACAGAGGAUUUCUCCUUCCCCAUCAGCAGAGAUGUGGCUUCCGAAAGGCUUUGAAAAAGGUGGAGCCAAAGAAGGAGGCGGAGCAGGCUGAACUGGUGCAAAAGAAAGACAUGGCUCCACAGGUUGAACCUCCCACCCCGCACCAGCCCGACAGGUCAUUCGGCCGACUGGUGAAGCCGCUGGUGUUCACAGUGGGGUUUACAGGUUGUUCGUUUGGAGGGGCAGCAAUCUGGCAGUACGAAAGUCUGAAGUCUCGUGUUCAGAGCUAUUUUGACGAGGUGCGAACUGACUGGCUGGAUAAGCUGCGGCCACAGAAACACGGAGAUUUCCGCAAAGAGAUUAAUCAGUGGUGGAACAGUCUGAGUGAAGGCCAGAAAUACGUUACGGGGAUCAUAGCGACCAAUGUUCUAGUGUUUUGUUGUUGGCGAGUCCCGUCUCUUCAGCGUUCCAUGUUAAAAUACUUCACUUCUAACCCCGCCUCCAAAACUCUGUGCUGGCCAAUGCUGCUGUCUACCUUCAGUCAUUACUCUCUGUUCCACAUGGCCGCCAACAUGUACGUCCUGUGGAGCUUCUCGUCCAGUAUCGUCAACAUUAUGGGCAAAGAGCAGUUCCUCGCUAUGUACCUGUCAGCAGGGGUUAUCUCCUCGUUUGUCAGUUAUGUGUGUAAAACAGCCACAGGCCGGCUGGGACCAUCACUGGGCGCAUCUGGGGCUAUAAUGACCGUCCUGGCGGCCGUGUGCACGAAGAUGCCCGAAGCGAAACUUGCAAUCAUCUUCCUCCCCAUGUACACCUUCACUGCUGGGAAUGCACUGAAAGUCAUCAUUGCCAUGGAUACGGCUGGCCUAAUUAUGGGAUGGCGUUUUUUUGACCAUGCUGCACAUUUAGGAGGAGCUCUGUUUGGCAUAUGGUAUGUCCUGUACGGUCAUGAGCUGAUCUGGAAGAACAGAGAGCCACUAGUGAAGAUGUGGCAUAACCUCAGGACCCGAGGCCCCGGCUCUGGAGGAAACGGCUCACUCUAGAGGAUCAGGAGAGAACAACAGGACAGACAGACAGCAGUAAGAGAGCAGACAGUUAGACCACCAUCAUUCUUUAUGUCUCUCUCUUACACACACACACACAUACACACAGAAAAAAACCCACUCAGGUUAACUUUUAAUUAACGCCCAACUGAAUCUUUUUCUGUAGCUGCUGUUGCAUGGUUAGAGGAGCUUUACAACAGUUUUAUUAAAGCUUCUCCAACAGUUCCUAAAAACAUGUUAGUGGAAGGAGUUUGGAUAGUUCAUCCACUCAGAGCAGUGAACCCGGGGUCAUUUUUAGAUCUCAAAACAAACCUCUAAAUGAGCGGCAUGAGGUCCAGCAGGGUGAUCUGGCUCCAGAUGUGCAGGCCGCAACACUCAGAACCUGUCAUUUUCUGUACUAUUUGUUUUUUUGUUGGACAAUGAAUAAAAUGUUUAUUUAAGGUCAGAAAA